CCGCGGGCUCUUUGGAGAUGCGCGUCCCGGGCCCGUGACUGAAGAAGAAAGACGCGGCUCCCCGAGACCCUUGAGCCUCAGCGGCUAGAGAGGGACCAGCAUGGGCCGUAGGCUGCACGCACCUUGCCUGCUCCUCUUCACCUGGCUCCCAGCAGGGUGCCUGUCCUUGCUGGUCACAGUUCAGCACACAGAACGCUAUGUCACCCUGUUUGCCUCCGUCACCCUCAAAUGUGACUACACCACCUCUGCUCAGCUGCAGGACGUGGUAGUGACAUGGCGCUUCAAGUCCUUCUGCAAGGACCCCAUCUUCGACUACUUCUCCGCCUCAUACCAGGCCGCUUUAUCCCUGGGCCAGGACCCUUCCAAUGACUGUAGCGACAAUCAGAGGGAAGUUCGCAUCGUGGCCCAGCGGCGGGGGCAGAGUGAGCCGGUGCUGGGGGUGGAUUACCGGCAGCGCAAGAUCACCAUCCAGAACCGAGCGGACCUUGUGAUUAAUGAAGUGAUGUGGUGGGAUCAUGGAGUAUACUAUUGCACCAUUGAGGCUCCAGGAGACACCUCAGGAGACCCGGAUAAGGAGGUGAAGCUCAUUGUCCUGCAUUGGCUGACAGUGAUCUUCAUCAUCCUUGGAGCCCUCCUUCUCCUGCUGCUGAUUGGUGUGUGCUGGUGCCAGUGCUGUCCUCAGUAUUGCUGCUGCUACAUCCGCUGCCCCUGCUGUCCUACCGUCUGUUGCUGCCCCGAGGAAGCCCUGGCCCGCCACCGCUACACGAAGCAGGUUCAGGCCCUAGGUCCUCAGAUGAUGGAAAAACCCCUGUACUGGGGGGCGGAAAGGAGCUCCCCAGUUUCAUCUUAUGCAAUGAACCCGCUGCUGCAGCGAGAUUUGUCUUUACGGUCCAGCCUUCCACAGAUGCCAAUGACCCAGACGGUUGCUCACCCUCCAGUGUCCAAUGGUGUUCUGGAAUAUUUGGAGAAAGAAUUACGGAACCUCAACCCGGGCCAGCCUCCCGAUCUCAGAACCAAAUCUGGCUACCCUUGCAGCAUGCUGUCCUCCCUAGGCUCUGCAGAGGUUGUAGAACGCAGAGUCAUCCACUUGCCCCCGCUGAUCAGAGACCCACUGUCCUCCAGGACCAGCAGCUCCUCACACCAGCAGCGGCUCAACCCUGCUUCUAGACGCUGGGAUCCGAGUGAGGGCAGAAGGCAGCGCUAUCACUCGGAUUUCCUCCAAGAGCUCCAGGAUCGGGGGAUCAGACCCUGGGUCCCAGGGAGAAGGGAGUUGGACCCCCAUUGGAGUGGGAGGCACCACCGCUCUAGGCCCCAUGAGUCCUCCAUGCCCUGGUCAGACUGGGACAGCCUGAGCGAAGGCCCCUCGUCCAGUGAGGCCCCUUGGCCCCCCAGACGUCCAGAGCCCCGGGAAGGUGCCCAGAGGCAUGGGAGACGCAGGCACCGCAGCUACUCGCCUCCCUUGCCCUCGGGCCCCAGUUCUUGGAGCUCUGAAGAGGAGAAAGAGUCACUGCCCAGGACUUGGGUUGCCCAACGCCACCACCGCCGCCAUCGCCGCCGUUCACAAUCCCCAAACUGGCCUGAGGAGAAGCCACCCAGCUACCGUUCACUGGAUGUCACCCCAGGCAAGAACAACAGGAAAAAAGGGAAUGUGGACAGGCGCUUGGAGAGAGAGAGCUCCCAUAGUGGACGGAGUGUGGUCAUUUAGUCUCCAGGCACAGUGCUGUUUCUUGGAUCCCACAUGUCCUCAGCGUUACCAAGAUUGCCAGCUGCGUUGGAAAGGCACAACACAUCUGUGUCUUACAGUUUGGGAAUAAGACUCAAAUAGAAGAGCUUUCAAAACAGGACUUUAUGGGAUUAAUAGCAAGCUCCCCCCUUGAUCAUGCCCUCUCUGUAUUACACAAUCUCUGACUUGUAAGGGACCCUAACUAGGAUGUGAUCCCCUGGGAACAUAGUGGCCCAUGUGUUCAAGUGGGUCAUGAUACUCAGGACCAAGGCAGUGUCAUAAUAACAACUCAGGAAUCUUUAAGAAGAAAUCAAACGUGUUUCAGGAACAGGAAACCUAUGGAAUAUUAUGGGUAAAUUCCCAUGGAAACUUCCUGUCCCUCUCUUGAACUUCUUGAGGGUUUUUCCACAUUGUGGUCCUGAGCAUUUCUGGGUUUCCAGUUCUACUGCCUGCAGGAGUUCUAUAGCCCUGUCCCUUUCAUGGGCUGUUUACUGUAACUCUGAACAAUCACAGGGAAGCAGUUUUGCACCAACCAUAGUCUUUUCUUUUUUUCUUGAUCCUUUCACCUACACUUAAUUUAUUUUCUUAUAUUUUAUAGUAUAAUAAUGCUAAGGUCACUUUAAGUACCUCCAAG
This is a messenger RNA of Chionomys nivalis (European snow vole), 2357 nucleotides long. RefSeq names its product immunoglobulin like domain containing receptor 1 (gene Ildr1). The transcript is spliced from 8 exons. Gene Ontology annotation, molecular function: high-density lipoprotein particle receptor activity. Bases 101 to 1705 code for a protein of 534 amino acids. The record is from RefSeq and is a predicted model, not a curated record. Gene Ontology annotation, cellular component: plasma membrane. NCBI's taxonomy places the organism in Eukaryota, Metazoa, Chordata, Mammalia, Rodentia, Cricetidae.